AGAAGAAGUUUGCUCUGCGACACAAAAACAUGUAGCUGCAGCUUCAGUCUCAGGAGAUUUUCUGGAUUUUUCUGCCAGAGAAUAAAAACGGUCCGGACUGAACAGUUUCAGUAUAAACCCCUCCAGCCGUCAGGAUGAAGCUGAUCGUGUCUCUCACUCUCUUCUUGAUGCUCUCCAGCACAGCAGCAGGUCUUAAGUGUCAGACCAGUUCAGGCCUCCAACCGUGUGCCUCCGAUGAUCAGUUGUGUGCAACAAUUGCUGUCACUACAGUAUUAGGUAAUGAGGAGAGUCAGAGCAUCAACCAGACCUGUGUGCUGCCCGCUCUCUGCAGGGUUCCCAGUCACAGAUUUUCAUUGAGUUCUAGUGGGGAGACGGACGCUUUUGCUGUUCAUUGCUGCAACACAGACGGCUGCAACAGUCAAACUGUAUCCUAUCCUGAUGUGACAGAAAACAGCCUGCAGUGUUUCACCUGCUCUGGUACCGUCUGUAAUCAGACAGUUCAGUGUGUGGGAGCAGAGGACCGCUGCUUUCAUCAGUCACAUCACAACAAAACCUUUGUGGACCAUGGCUGUAUGUCUGCAAACUUGUGUGAUGUUCACAACCAGAAGGCGCUCACAAGUGCUUUGUCUGGUGAUGAGCCUGACUCAACCGAUGAGCCUGACACCAUUGCAAUCGAAUGUUGUGCAUCCAGCUUCUGUAACUCGGCCGUCACACUGCCGUCAGUGUGACGGCAGUGUGUCACUGAGUGUUGUUCCUGUGCUGCUUGGUCUCGUUGCCCUUGUCGUCUGUUAGAACCAAGAGUGUAACUGAGCUGAAGUGUUUAACCAACAAAACACAAAAAAGACAGCACUGCUAAAGGUACCUAGUGUGUGAGGUUUUAGCUCCAGCGGCUGCAGAAGACAAACCACAAACUGUCACCAUUUCUCUUUUUACUCUUGCACUCCUCCAUGUAAGGAAGCCAUUACACAGUCAGAUGCAAACACAAAAGCCGUCUAAAACCACCCAGAUGCAGAACAAGUUAGGGCAUUCUCUGAAAUGUGAAUAAAACAGAAUGCAAUCAUUUGCCAAUCCUUAAAUCUACCUUUUUCAUUGUAUUGGAGAUGUUUCUGUUACUGAGCCUACCCUUAUUGAUAUAAAUAUGGUGGACAAAAAGAGAUGAGAGGGGCGUAAACAAAUAUCAGAGAGACGAUGACAACAGUCAGAGUGCAAUUGAGAAGAACUUGUCACACACUCGAAGCCACAAUGCCCAGAAUAGAUUUUUAAAAUGUGUCAAUACCCAGAAGAAGACUGUCACGUACAUUCUCUGCAUUGUGGCUACGACUGUUCAAAUAGUUUUUUCUACAUAUUUGGACAGAAUAAUAGAAUCACCUUUCAGUUUAUUGAUAUGCAAGUCAAAAGCAGUUGAACCACCUCCUUUCUAAAAUAGUCUCAACUAAAACAAAAAAAACUAAAAACCUUCAUGGAGAAAGAGUUCAUGGCAACCAUCCUUAAAAGAGAUAACUUGGGUAUUGAAUGUGUUGAAUAAUGCGUAGAAUGUGUUUUCAUCUCUUAUCGUUGUUCUGUACCUUCCUCUAAAACAGCAGCAUGGAGAUGUGAUUGUAGUUUACUAUAUUCAGAUUAUAAUACGUUUUCAAAAGGUUCUGUAUAAAAAUGAUUAACCCAUCUUUCUUCUGUGUCACAUAAAUAUGUUGCUGUAAUCUGGUUUAUAUAGUAAAAUGUGCUCUGUUCAAACUAUCCUAAUAAAGCUUUUUAUGAU
Molecule: messenger RNA, 1756 nt
Organism: Centropristis striata (black sea bass)
Lineage: Eukaryota; Metazoa; Chordata; Actinopteri; Perciformes; Serranidae
Product: phospholipase A2 inhibitor and Ly6/PLAUR domain-containing protein-like
Exons: 6
Coding region: 135-728 (197 amino acids)
Source: RefSeq, a predicted model, not a curated record